AAGAGAACUAUUUAUGAGAACAAGAGAAGGAAAAGCAAGUUGAAAAGCAGAGAAGACGAUCUGAUAGUGAUAGAUAGGCUGGAGGAAUAAUUUAUCGAAGAAUAAAAUUUAAAAACCUCGAAAUUAUUGUCUUUCGCAUAAAUACGAAGAUCGAUUAUUCAGCUGAGGAAAGAAGAAAGUAAUGGGGCGUGUGGAUUACCUAGCGAUGAAGACCGACGUCGACACGGUUGCUCUGGUCAAUUCCGACGUGGAGGAGCUUAAGAUCGCUGCCAAGAAACUCUUAAGCGAUGUGACCAAGCUUGGUGGAGCAGCCUUUGAUGUUUCUUUCGUCAAAUGGUUGGCUUGCUUCGCUGCCAUUUACUUGUUGAUAUUGGAUCGUACAAAUUGGAGAAGCAAGAUGCUAACAUCACUCUUGAUACCAUACAUCUUCCUUAGCCUUCCUGGUGUGCUUUUCAACUUCCUUAGUGGAGACGUUGGGAAAUGGAUUGCUUUCGUUGCAGUUGUACUCAGACUUUUCUUCCCAAAACAUUUCCCAGAUUGGCUAGAGAUGCCUGGUUCUCUGAUCCUUCUGCUAGUGGUAUCUCCUCACUUUCUAGCUCACCAUAUACGUGGAACCUGGAUUGGCUCUAUCAUCAGUCUUUUCAUAGGCUGUUACCUUCUUCAAGAACAUAUCCGAGUCUCGGGUGGGUUCAGGCAUUCGUUCACGCAGCCCCGUGGUGUAUCAAACACUCUAGGGAUCAUCCUUAUUCUGGUCUACCCUGUUUGGGCUCUAAUCGUUCGUGUCUUAAAAUAGACAUCUGCCUCUUCCAUAUCCCCCAAGCUGUAUAUGUCUCUGUCCAAUAAACUCCGUGAAGCACCGGGCAAAAGCUCUUUGCUCUGCUUCUGUUACUAUCUAAAGCUCAAUCAAUGUUCCAUAUAUUUAAAAGAAAAAAAAAAUCUCAUUUUUACAACUAUUUGUAAAGAAAAAAAAAACUAUCUGUUUGUCUAUUGUAAUAAGAACUGUUUAAGUAAUAAGGCUUUAAGCUCCGAAUUUCUUCUGUGUAAAUUGACUAUGUAUA
Brassica oleracea var. oleracea is the source of this 1058-nucleotide messenger RNA. RefSeq names its product cold-regulated 413 plasma membrane protein 2-like. The transcript is spliced from 4 exons. Bases 182 to 793 code for a protein of 203 amino acids. The record is from RefSeq and is a predicted model, not a curated record. NCBI's taxonomy places the organism in Eukaryota, Viridiplantae, Streptophyta, Magnoliopsida, Brassicales, Brassicaceae. Gene Ontology annotation, cellular component: membrane.